AUGGUUGAUAAAAAGUUCCGAUCGCUAAUUGACUCGUGGAUAUCUGCUGCACUUUUGUUUAACGUUCAAGAACUUGAAAUAUUUGUCUCAAUUCGACAUUAUGCAAUAAAUUGUCCCGGAAUUUUAACGUGCAAAACCUUAGUUUCUCUGCGACUACUGGUGGAUUCAGAAGUCCCCAGUUUAGUGGUUUUACCAAAUCUUAAGGUGCUUCACAUGUCGUUAAAGGGACAAGUUGUUGAUUCUGUUCGAAGGCUUAUUCAAGGUUGCCCUCUGCUUGAAGAACUGGAUGUAGCAUUAGACUUACAAUCUGUGGAGGAUGAGGAGACUAAUGAUGCUGAAGCUGAUGUAGUUGAUUUCAGUGGUCCUUCGAUCAAAAGAUUGAGAAUUGAACUGUGGGGAGGUGAGUGUACUGUUCUUGUGGAUUCAGGUGUUCUGGAACAUUUGGCAUAUGAUGCUCCUAGACAUGAUGGCGAGCAUCAGGUCAUCUUCAAUGUCCCAAACCUUACACAUUUUUCCUACUCUGCACCUGCAAUUGGAGUUAAUUUCAUUCAAAACCUAAACUCUCUUGUUGAAGCUAGUAUAGGAGCUGGAUUGUGCAAGGAUCAACUAAACAGUCGUGAUGCUAUUGAUCAUCUUAUAAGGGUGAAAACAGUGAAAUCACUUUCCUUAAGACAGGACAUUCUGGAGGAUGUCAUAUAUUCAGAUGAUAAAUCCUUAUUGCUCUGGUUCAUUUCCAUGAAGGCUCUCUAUGAUUCCCAAGAUUUCCUGCCGAUUUUCAAGAAUUUGACGAGCCUGACGCUUGUAUGCAGCUGCAAUCCUGAUGAAACUGACCAUAUCCUUUCUUGGAAAGCGUUAGCUAGCUUAUUUGGGAAGGCCCCUAGCCUUGAGGCUCUCACUUUUUGGAAGGUGUGUUUGGGCAAUGUCAUUGAGAACGAAGAAUUGGAGUGCUUGUUUUCAGAGGCUCUCCCCAUAUGCUUCAUCAAACUUCUGAAGGAAAUUGAAUUUAAGUUUCUUUACAAGGAGGAAGAAGAAUGUCAAUUGAAGCUGAUUGAGUAUCUUUUGAAAAAUGGGAAAGCUCUAAAGAAGAUGACUGUUGGUCAUUUUCUGAUGCCUUCAGUUUGUAGAAGAAUAUUGUCAUUCAAGAGAGGCUCUGAAGAUUGUGAAAUCGUAUUAGACGAAGCCAAGAAGAAUUUUGGCGAUAUCUGUGAUGAUCUCCAAGAAACGUUAAGGAAGGGAUAG
Coffea arabica (coffee) is the source of this 1239-nucleotide messenger RNA. Its product is annotated as F-box/LRR-repeat protein At1g06630-like. Lineage: Eukaryota; Viridiplantae; Streptophyta; Magnoliopsida; Gentianales; Rubiaceae. The record is from RefSeq and is a predicted model, not a curated record.